This is a messenger RNA of Capsaspora owczarzaki ATCC 30864, 1974 nucleotides long. RefSeq lists its product as hypothetical. The transcript has 2 exons. Bases 1 to 1974 code for a protein of 657 amino acids. NCBI's taxonomy places the organism in Eukaryota, Filasterea, Ministeriida, Capsasporidae. The record is from RefSeq and is a predicted model, not a curated record.
AUGAGCGGCAUGGGCAAGACCACUUACGGCGGAUUCAUCAAGGACCACCUGCUGAACGCGCUUGGAGAUCCUUCUUUCACCUACAACUACGCGGGCACGGCCGGAGCUUUGUCGCAGGAGCAGCGCCAGGAACUUACCGACCUGAUCCAACACCGCACCGAGCACGUCUUUGUGGAAUUCAACGGAAAAGGAGAUGGCAUCACCAUCGAGGAUCAUCUACGAGAUCACCAAUGGCUCGCCAAUCGACUCGCAGUGCGUGGCUUACUCAACAAGGCCACAGUCGAUGCACGAGCGGCCGGAGACCUCAAGAUGUUCGGCUCAUUCACAAUCGAUACUGUCAUUCGGGAACUUUGGCGCAGACAGCGAGCUGAGAAACAGAUCCCUCCCGACGAGAACGCGUUGCUCAUCAUCCACAUCGACGAGCACCAGCUGGCGCGAGAGUCCUUCAAGAUCUAUGAGCCCGUCGACAACACAGUCGAAGAGACGCACGAAAAGCGCGUCUCGAGAGCGAUGCGGGACGCAUUCACGGCGAUUGUGACUUGCAAUCAAGCUCUAGGAGUCAAAGACGCUGUUGUCCUUCUCUUGACCGGAACUUCGCGCUCCAGCUUGGACGAUCUUCCGAUCACUCAAAGCCGCGCGGAGCUCGAGGGCAGCGUACAAACUGUGUUGCGUGAGAUGGUACUCUGCGUGCAGACCAAAGUGAAGAACUACUUGGCAACUUUAUCCGAUUUCCGGCGAGCUGACGAGAACGUGCUUCAGCUCGUUGACUUACUCAUGGCUCAACAUCCUGUCAGGCCGACGACAUCGAUUGGUGGAUUCACGCUGGACACGCUUGCUUACCAAGGAUUUCUCACUCUGGCACCUUCGUCCGACCCGGAGUGUGUGCUUGUUGGCUGUCCGAUUCCGAUUGUCAGUGCAAUGAUUCACAAAGUCGACCCCACCACCGCAGCCUUCGCAGCCGCCUCGAGCAAGGCCGCCGCAGCCUUCGCUGCCGCCACGGUCACCGCUGUCUCAGCAUCUCCCGCGGCCAUCGCGGGUACCACAGCCGACUCAGUCACCGCAUCCACCGCGGCCACCGCUACCACAGUCGACUUGGUCACCGCUGUCACCGCUGUCACCGUGUCCACCGCGGUUACCACAGCCGACUUUAGACCAUAUCCUCUCGCCGCUGGCAAGGCUCAGAGGCUGUUUGUCACUCCUUUUGAUCACAAGGGUGAGGGAUUCCUGUUUGAGCUGACCGUGCUCUUGUCGCAGACUGCUCGACUUCGCCUGCUGCCUCGUGCAAGCUGCACAGUGCAAGACCUCUUGGGAGUCGGAUCUCUUUUCUGUGGCUGGGCUUCGGAUCGUUCACUCUUUGCCCGCUUUUCACCACCUGCGCAGCUUGAGCCGAUCAUCGAGACAUCCAACUCUGUUCUCGAGCCCUCUCGUGCUGUCGAAGGAGUUGAUGCCUGGACGGGCCUCUCCUGCACCUUCCCACCGCUAAGCGAACUCGCUUCUAGUGCACAUCGCCGCUGUCCUGUCGCUCUUACUGCACCACGCACUUUCGGUGUUGACAUGUGGACUGUCCUCCCUCCUCCUGCGUCGCAGCCUCUGCAGAAACCACUUCUGAUUAUGUACCAGCUCAAGCACCAGCGCACAGUUGGAAAAGGCGACCUGUCCGACUGGGCCCCGAAGGCGUUCCAGUCAUUGAAUGCGAUGUCUGCAGUCAAAGAGCACUAUGACCUUCUCCUUGUCUUCAUGGUGAGUGGCAGUGCCAGCACCGCCCAAGAUCCGCAGACUGUUCUGGCCGCCAAUCAAGCAUGGGCGCGAUCGCUGGCAACCUUGCAAGAGCCUUCCAAUGGCGUUCAACCGGCCCCAGACCCUCGCGUGAUUGUAUUGAUUGGCGCUGAUGUGUUCCGCGCUGUUCCGUUCCUCAAUUCGCGUCUUCCCGAUCCGCCAGCGAUCGCGACGGAAACGACGACAACGGAUUUUUGA